Pieris macdunnoughi is the source of this 594-nucleotide messenger RNA. NCBI's taxonomy places the organism in Eukaryota, Metazoa, Arthropoda, Insecta, Lepidoptera, Pieridae. The record is from the annotation of a GenBank genome assembly.
AUGGCGGAUAAGGAAAAGAAGAUCAAGAAGAAGAAGGCGAAAGAAGAAGCACCCGCUGAGGAGGCAGCAGCCCCCGCUGAAAGACAAUCUUCCCGUGGCAGCCGUAAGGCUAAGCGCACUGGUUCCAAUGUCUUCUCUAUGUUCACACAGAAGCAGGUCGCUGAGUUCAAAGAGGCCUUCCAGCUAAUGGACCACGACAAGGACGGUAUCAUCGGUAAGAGCGAUCUCCGCGCCACCUUCGACUCCCUCGGCAGACUGGCCUCCGAGAAGGAAUUGGAUGAGAUGGUCGGUGAGGCUUCCGGCCCCAUCAACUUCACCCAGCUCCUCACACUCUUCGCGAACCGCAUGUCCGGAGGAUCAGACGAUGACGACGUUGUCAUCAACGCCUUCAAAACCUUCGACAAGGACGGCAGAAUCGACUCAGAGAAACUCAGGCACGCACUCAUGACCUGGGGCGACAAGUUCUCCGGUGACGAAGUCGAUGAGGCGUACGACCAGAUGGAAAUCGACGACAAAGGUUUCAUUGACACCCAGAAGCUUAUCACCAUGCUGACCGCUAGCGCUGAGGAUGAGGAAGGCGGUGAAGCCGCGUAA